AGGUCCCCCUCAGGAAGGUGUGGGGAAUGGAUUUUGCUCCAGUGGGAAAAGCGUGUGUCUAGAAGUGGUGCUAAUGGGAAGAGAUUUCUGUGUUUCAAAAGAGGAUGAUUUGUCACAAAGAGAAGCUCGCUCAGUGGUCUGGGCUGUAGCCGUGUAGAUCACUGGAGAACUCUUGUGUUCAGGGAGAGAACUGAUCCGAAGAUCGGGUAAACAUGCCUGUUCGCAGAGGUCAUGUGGCACCACAAAAUACAUUUUUGGGGACCAUCAUACGGAAAUUUGAAGGGCAAAAUAAAAAAUUCAUCAUUGCAAAUGCCAGAGUGCAGAACUGUGCUAUCAUUUACUGCAAUGAUGGGUUCUGUGAAAUGACUGGAUUCUCCAGGCCAGAUGUCAUGCAGAAACCAUGCACCUGUGAUUUCCUUCAUGGGCCAGAGACCAAGAGGCAUGAUAUUGCCCAAAUAGCCCAGGCAUUGCUUGGGUCGGAGGAAAGGAAAGUGGAGGUCACCUACUAUCAUAAAAAUGGGUCAACCUUCAUCUGUAACACUCACAUAAUUCCAGUGAAAAACCAAGAGGGAGUAGCUAUGAUGUUCAUCAUCAAUUUUGAAUAUGUGACUGAUGAGGAGAAUGCUGCCUCCCCAGAGAGGUUCAACCCAAUAUUACCAACAAAACCUGUAAAUCGCAAACUUUUUGGGUUCAAGUUGCCUGGUCUGAGACUUCUAACUUACCGAAAGCAAUCCUUACCCCAAGAAGACCCAGAUGUGGUGGUGAUUGACUCAUCCAAGCACAGUGAUGACUCAGUGGCCAUGAAGCACUUUAAAUCCCCCACAAAAGAAAGCUGCAGCCCCUCUGAAGCAGACGACACAAAAGCAUUGAUACAACCCAGCAAAUGUUCUCCCUUAGUUAAUAUAUCAGGGCCACUUGAUCAUUCCUCUCCCAAACGGCAAUGGGACCGACUCUACCCUGACAUGCUGCAAUCAAGCUCCCAACUGACCCAUUCCAGAUCAAAAGAAAGUAUUUGUAGUAUACGAAGGGCAUCUUCAGUGCAUGAUAUAGAAGGAUUCAGUGUCCAUCCCAAGAAUGUAUUUAGGGACCGACAUGCAAGUGAAGACAAUGGUCGCCAUGUCAAAGUUUCACGUUCCUGGAUGGCAGGGGGGCCUUUUAAUCAUAUCAAGUCAAGUCUACUGGGAUCCACUUCUGAUUCAAAUCUCAACAAAUACAGCACCAUCAACAAGAUUCCUCAGCUUACUCUGAAUUUUUCAGACGUCAAACCUGAAAAAAAGAACACAUCCCCUCCAUCUUCUGAUAAAACAAUAAUUGCACCCAAGGUUAAAGAUCGAACUCACAAUGUGACAGAGAAAGUUACCCAGGUUCUAUCCCUAGGAGCAGAUGUUUUGCCAGAAUACAAACUACAGACUCCUCGCAUCAACAAGUUUACUAUAUUGCACUACAGCCCUUUCAAAGCCGUCUGGGACUGGCUUAUCCUGUUGCUGGUCAUAUACACUGCUAUAUUCACCCCUUACUCUGCAGCCUUUCUCCUGAAUGACAGAGAAGAGCAAAAGAGAAGAGAGUGUGGUUAUUCUUGCAGCCCCCUCAAUGUGGUAGACUUGAUUGUGGAUAUUAUGUUUAUCAUAGAUAUUCUAAUAAACUUUCGAACAACCUAUGUAAACCAGAAUGAAGAAGUGGUAAGUGAUCCAGCCAAAAUUGCAAUUCACUACUUCAAAGGCUGGUUCCUGAUUGACAUGGUUGCAGCAAUACCUUUUGACUUGCUGAUUUUUGGAUCUGGCUCUGAUGAGACCACAACAUUAAUUGGCCUUUUGAAGACAGCUAGGCUUCUGCGAUUGGUGAGAGUGGCACGGAAAUUGGACCGAUAUUCUGAAUAUGGUGCUGCUGUUCUCAUGCUUCUCAUGUGCAUAUUUGCGCUAAUUGCACAUUGGCUGGCUUGCAUUUGGUAUGCCAUUGGCAAUGUAGAAAGACCUUACCUGAUUGACAAAAUUGGAUGGUUGGAUACCUUAGGACAACAAAUUGGAAAACGUUACAAUCAAAGUGAUGCAAGCUCUGGACCAUCCAUUAAAGACAAAUACGUUACAGCACUUUACUUUACCUUCAGCAGUUUAACAAGUGUAGGAUUCGGGAAUGUGUCUCCUAACACCAAUUCGGAGAAAAUCUUUUCCAUUUGUGUCAUGUUGAUUGGCUCACUAAUGUAUGCAAGUAUUUUUGGGAAUGUAUCUGCAAUUAUCCAAAGACUGUACUCAGGAACUGCCAGGUACCAUAUGCAGAUGCUUCGAGUAAAAGAAUUCAUUCGCUUUCACCAAAUUCCUAACCCUCUGCGGCAGCGGCUUGAAGAAUAUUUCCAACAUGCUUGGACUUACACCAAUGGCAUUGACAUGAAUAUGGGGUUUCCAGAGUGUCUACAAGCUGACAUUUGCCUGCAUCUCAACCAGACUUUACUUCAGAACUGCAAAGCUUUUCGGGGGGCCAGUAAAGGUUGCCUCCGAGCUUUGGCUAUGAAGUUUAAGACAACACAUGCACCACCAGGAGACACCCUAGUUCACUGUGGGGAUGUUCUCACUGCACUUUACUUCCUAUCCAGAGGCUCCAUUGAAAUCCUCAAAGAUGACAUUGUCGUGGCUAUUCUGGGAAAAAAUGACAUAUUUGGAGAAAUGGUUCAUCUUUAUGCAAAACCUGGAAAAUCGAAUGCAGAUGUAAGAGCUUUAACAUACUGUGACUUGCAUAAGAUCCAGCGAGAAGACUUGUUAGAGGUUUUGGAUAUGUAUCCUGAAUUUUCUGAUCACUUUCUGACUAAUCUAGAGUUGACUUUUAAUCUAAGGCAUGAAAGUGCAAAGGCUGAUCUCAUAAGAUCACAAUCUGCGAAUGAUUCUGAUGGAGAGAAUUGUAAACUUCGGAGAAGGAAAUUGUCUUUUGAAAGUGAAAUAGAGAAAGAUUAUCGCAAAGGGACUAGUACACAUGAUCCUGGAGACUCCGUAGAUACCACAAGACGUUAUCAGUGUCCUAAGAAACAUUUUGAAGAGAAGAAAAGUGGAUCAUCAUCAUUUAUCUCAUCCAUUGAUGAUGAACAAAAACCUCUUUUCUCCAGAACAGUGGAUUAUGCUCCAGGAACUGAGAAAAGAACCAGCUUGAAUUCUGAAGAACAAACUAUGACCACUUCUGAAAGACUCCAUCUUGAUAAAAGAAGUCAUUCUUAUAAAGAUAUCACUGAUGCAAGAAAUUGGGAACAAGAAAAUUCCCGGGGACAUCAAGAGGUGCCUAGUCCCUCAGCAUACCACCGAGUUACCUGGGGGAUCUGUGAAACUGAAAGUGAUCUCACAUACGGAGAAGUGGAACAUCGGUUAGAUUUGCUCCAAGAACAACUUAACAGACUUGAAUCUCAAAUGACAGCUGAUAUUCAAACUAUUCUGCAGUUACUGCAGAGGCAAACUCCCGUGGUCCCACCUGCUUAUAGUAUGGUAACAACAGGGGCAGAAUAUCAAAGACCAACUCUCAAAGUAAUGAAAACUCAUCAGCCUGUAGCAUCUAUUAAAACUGACAGAAGCUUCAGCCCUUCUUCACAAUGUCCUGAAUUCCUAGAUCUUGAAAAAUCUAAACUUAAAUCCAAAGAAUCGCUCUCCAGUGGGGUGCACCUGAACACAGCCUCAGAAGACAACUUGACUUCACUUUUAGAGCAAGAACCUGAUCACUCUUUAGAGCUCCAUCCACAGCACAGUAAAACUUACCUUCAUCCCAUUAGGCAUCAUCCUUCUUUACCAGAUUCUUCCCUAAGCACUGUAGGAAUCUUGGGUCUUCAUAGGCAUGUUUCUGAUCCUGGUCUUCCUGGGAAAUAAUGAUUAUUAUUUUUUUUACUAUUUACUUCAUAUAAAAUUUAAGUGCUUUUAAUGGCUGUUUUCCUUUUUUUUUUUUUUUUGUAUUUAAAUCCUCUAUACUUGACUCAGGGGCUAACAAGUUACCAUUAUAUGCAAAAGUACUGUAUAUUUUCCUAAAUUAAAGCUUGUAAGGUAAAGUUGAGCAGUUAGAUGUAAAUAUACUUAAGAACUAUGUUCCAAAUGUUAAAACUGCCAGCAUCUCAAGGCACCUUAUAUUUUUUUUUAUUUUUUUUAACACCUGCAUGUUAGGAACUCCAACUCAUGUUGCAUGGACAAUAUCAUUUACUGCUUUCACUAAAACAGUACUUUGUUGUAAAAUGCCUUCCAAGUAAAUAAGAGGCCAGAGGAUGAUCUAGUUCAUGGACAUGACUCAGAAUAUAUUAAAUUAGCUCAUCUGAAGUUCAAAGGAGAACAAAAAAAAAUUGUCCAUUUUGAAAAGUUGUCAUCAUCUUUCUGUAUGGAGCAUUUUAUACUCAAUGACACUUAAGGGAUUAUAAAAUCACUAACAGGAGGAAAUAACCUCUUCCAAGUAAGUGUAGCUGUUUUAAAAAAGAUUGAACUUGGGGCAACUAGGUGGCACAGUGGAUAGAGCACCGGCCCUGGAGUCAGGAGUACCUGAGUUCAAAUCCGCCUCAGACACUUAACACUUACUAGCUGUGUGACCCUGGGCAAGUCACUUAACCCCAAUUGCCUCACUAAAAAAAAAAAAAAAAAAAAAUUGAACUCCUUGAGUUAGACUAUCACCAAUUGCAUUCAUAAAACACAUUAAUUCAGUAAUUUCCACUGGCAUGUUUGACUACAAAAGGACACAUUUUUCUUUAAUUUUUCUUUUCUUGACCCUUCUCAAAACUUAUAAAACUUGGCUGACACACAGAAUCACACAGUUCUUUCUUGUUAUUCAACCUUAGGACAUGUUGAACUACAUUUAUUUUCAUGUCACUGUUCCUUUCAAAGUCUUUGCCAUUUCAAAGUCUUAGCCAUUUUAACCCUCACCUCCAAAUCACUCCAAAAUAUUCCACUUUUAUUUUUUGUGCUAUAUAGGCUAAAGAAUAUGUACAUUAUUUGACUAAAAUACCAUAGUAAAACCUCAGUUAAGUAGAAUGUUUACAGUAUGGGGUAUUCUGAUUGAUAUAAUAUGUUGGUUGAAAAAGAAUUAAAUUCAGAUCCAGUUUGAACCUAGGAUUUUUGGAGCAGAAAGGUUAGAGAUUACCUAAUCAAAUGUCACUUUGUGAUUUGGUUUCAACCUGUUGAUUGCUUUCUAAAAUGUAUUAAUACAUUUUCCUGCCUUAAGUUAAAUAUAAUGAAAGCAAUUUCAUUGAUGAUACAGAUCUCACAUAACAUCAAGGUCAUUAUUCUGAAUAUAAUUUGUCAUUGUAGAGAACUAUAAAAGAUAAGAGAUUAGACAAAAUGUUUAUUGGUUUCAUGAUGCAAUAACAUACCCUGGACAAUAUUUUUAGUAUAUCAAUAAGAUGAAGGUCUAUUUUCUUGAGUCUGUCCCAAAAAGAGAGGGCAGAAAACUAUUCCAAUUUAGUGGAGGGUUCUGAGUUGAGUUCCACUUAACUGAGGUUUUCUUCCAUUUAAAAAUUCACCCUACAGGGGGCAGCUAGGUGGUGCAGUGGAUAAAGCACUGACCUUCGAUUCAGCAGGACCUGAGUUCAAAUCCUGCCUCAGAUACUUGACACUAGCUGUGAGACCCUGGGCAAGUCACUUAACCAUCACUGCCCUGCCCCACAAAAAUACACCCUACAUCAAUUUUUUGAAUGCUAGUGGAGAUGUACCCAUAAUGAGUGAUUUCUAGGCAAGGUGUGGAGUGGAGUGGUUCUUUUCAAUUUUCUUUAACAAUUUUUAAAAACCCAUGUUGUCAUUCAUCAAAAGAGAGAUUACAAGUGUGCUAGGAUACUGGGUAUUACAAAAUUGAUCAUCUUUCUAAGAUAUACAUGUAAUGUUAUUUAUCUUUGUGUACAAAACUAACUACCUGUAAAUCCAAGAGGUGAUUUCUAAAGCUGCAAAUUCUUCAGACAUUGUACAUGACCAGCACUUUGUGACUAUCUUAGCUUAUUUCUUAUAUAUUUGACUGAUUCACACAUUGUAGGGCAAGUAACACUAUUCUGCUACCUACAUUUUACAACAUAUACGGAUAAUUUGAUAAUCUUCUAAAUUUUACUUGGCCAGUGGAAAAUGAAGAGAUAGUGAUUAUAUUCUGUCACUCUGCUUACUUUGUGAAAAGCAGAGAAGCACAAAUUAUUAGGACUGGUUUACACAAUGCCAAAAUUUCUUUUAAAUUCACACCAGCUUUUUGUUGUGUAGACAACCUUCACAAUAGGCAUUUUGUUGUUAAAUCUUCAGCUAAAAUGACUUGGCAAAAACAUGCCAAUCCUUGGUUUAAGAAGCCUUAGAUUGCUGUACCAAAAAGUUUUCCUUGCCAGAUAAGACAACUAACUUAAACACAGUAGUUUGAUUCUGGAAUGCUCUAUUAUGUUUAUUGUGAAGAUAAGCACAAAACCUGGCCUUCCACAAAGACACCCAUUUUUCAAUAUAAUUGAAGAAUGGCAUGAUUGUAAAGAUUGUGAAAGAAUUUUACCAUAUUUAAAUUAAUUUUUGCAUAAAAAUAACUUUCUGCUUUAAUUCCUUUGAAUUAUAGCUUAUUGUUUAAAAACAUUAUAGCAUCUUAGAUUUAGAAAGGGAACUUAAAAUCCUUCUGACACUGUAAUAAAAAUAGGAUGGAGUAACUUAUGAUUUGAUUAUUCAGAUGGAAAACAACUGAAUAUUAGUAACAUCUCCCACCAAUUGAUAUAUCACAAUUAUCUAGCACUUAAUUGGGCAUUUGAAGCAGCCCAAAGAAUGUUGAAUGAGUGAAAUACUCAGGUCUUUUUUUCUUAAAAUCAUGUUUUCAAUUUCCUUUUGACUUAAAAAAAAAUGUUGACCAAAAGGUGAAUCUGACAUUCUGUCCUAGGCUACUGACUCUGCAAAGUCCAGCAUAUUGUCAGUAAUAGCCUCAUGGUAUUUUCUUUAAGAAUCUUUAUCUACACCUGGGUCCUUAAGAAUCCUUUAGACUUUCUUAUAACAUUAGAAAUGUUACUUGGUGCCUGACCCAACUAAGUUCCUAUCUAAAUAUAUCCUCAAUUCAUUUAGAUCCAUUUUUCUGCUGUUAUCAUCAGAUGGGCAGAUGGCCUAAACACUUAGAUAUAACACUUCAUCUUACUAGUGGAUUGCCAUGCUACCUAUCCUUAUCUAACCUCCUCUGAUGUGUUCUACAGUUUAGUUAUUAAAUUAAGAACCUAGGAUGAAGAAACACCUGUUAUAAUUGUUCUUACAGGAUUUUACAAUUAAUACAUGGUCACCCAACAGACACUAGGGCCUGCUUUCUAUUUUUUAAAAUAUGCACUGGUGUAAACUCAUCAAGGCUACUAGCAAAAAAAAAAUGGAAAUUUUUCCUUCAUAUUAGAGGACGUCAUUUUUGUACAUCUUUAGACUAAUAUUUGAUUUUCUGUAUGCAAGAAUUAUCUGUUUUGGGGGGAUCUCCUGCCAGAAGCUAUCUUUUAGCUGUACAAAUAUAGGUUGUGGCUCUAGUUACUGAGGGAAAUUUAUUGAUAAAAAUGACAUUUUUAAUUUUAAAAAAAUUGGAAUCUUACCUACAGAGCUAAUUUGCUUUAAAAGCAAUGAUUUUAAUCACAUUUAAGAGCUUGCACAUACUACACUUUAUGAACCUGAAAGUGAUGGGACUGAAUAUGAAUUGUUUAAGCUGCUUAAUUAUAGCAUAUUUAAGCACUAAUUGUAUCUGUUUGACCAAGGAAUGUUCUUAAAUUGCAUGACCACAAUAAAAAAGUAGAUGAUCAAUGAAUUUCAAAUACUUUUAAAAUAUAAUUUACCAUUUUCCCAAUGAUAAAAAUAUUAAAAUUCUAUUAAACCUCCAUUUAUACAUCUAUAGUUUUAAAAAAGAACACGCAUCAUAUGCAUGCAAAUGCUUGAGUCCUACAGAGUAGCAUGCUUGUUUUAAAGACCUCUUAUAAAAAAGUAACAAGAAAAUGGCAUAAUUGUCCAUAAUUUUAUCAGUCACAUGAUACAACUAAAGAUACUAAACCUAUCUUAGACAUUUUUCUACUUGAAUACAAAUCAGGAAAACUGACAUGAGUAAAAUUAAGUAGUAGUCUCUCAUGAUGUGACACCAUUGCCAUUCUAUUGUUUCAUGGUACCCUGUUGCAAUAAGGAAAACAAUUUUAAAUUAUAUUACUAACAACUAUUUAUUGGAUUCAUAAGUUUGAAGACAAUUUCAACACAAUUAGAUAAAACAACUAUGGAAUAAAAUUUCUUGUUGCAUAUCUUUGGUGCAAUAACUUAAAUGAUUUCAAUAUCUUUUCUGCACUUGAUUUUAAUGACCCAUCAGAAAAUUGUCUCAAAAAGCUCACCAUUGCCAGAAUGCAUUAUUUGUAAAGGCCAACUAAUUAAAUGGUAAAGCAAUGAUAAUGCUGAUUCCUGAGGUCUCUAACAGUCUGACCUCAAAGUAUAUCUAUUACCAUAAAAUGUUAUACUUGAAAUGGAACUUAAAAAUCAUCAAGUCCAGCUUAUAUUUAGAGACAAGGAAAAUGAGGCCCGGAUAUGUUGAUUUGCCUGAGGUCCCACAGCUAGUCAGACAAUGAAGCCUAAAACCCAGAUUUCCCAAUUCAUAGGAGUGCUCUUAAUAGCAAUCCACACUACCAGUUUGGAUCCCCACAAAUGUAAAAACAAAAUGUUCAGGGAUAUAUAUAUCUAGAUAGAUAUCUAGAUAUCUAGACAUUUUUCCAGGUAGACAUUCACUUCUUUCAGUGACUCCAAAGUCUGUCCUAUUGACACAAAACAUUACCUUAAUAGCAAAGUGUCACACUAAUAUGUAAACUUAAUACAAGCUUCCCCCAUCCAAAUGUCUUAGUAUCUUUUCCCUUACAAUGAACUUGAAUAGUAAUGCCAAUCCUUUAGUUCUUUUAAAAGAUGUCACUUAUAUUUAAAUACUUGAGUAAUGAAUGGCAGAUCAAUGUAUAAAACAAAGCAAUUGGCUAUGCUAUUUUCACCAGACACAAAUAUCCAUUAUACAGUACAAAUUUGUUAUAGCAAAACACAAGUUUUCAAAAACAUAAAUUAGGCAACUAUUUACAUCACAAAAGAGUUCAUUUUAAGGGCACUUUUAAAGAGGAAGUUCCCUUAAUACAAUUAAGUAUACUCACUUAUACUACCUGAUAAGGGAUUUGGUUGGAAGGAAGCAGAAUUGCAAAGCAAAAAUGCUACCAAAGUGCCAGGUGAAAAUCAAGCAGCAUUGACACAUCCAUGGAAUGCUACACUUUGAUUUGUAGACCAUUUUCCAGGAAUACAUGACUGUAUACAGCAAGGCAUGUUAAUUUAAACCUUAGUAGCACGGUAGCUUCUUCAAAAAGUCAAACUUUUAAUUGAGUAAGUUACUAUAGUAGUAAAGCCUCUGAGAUAUUUUUGAUUUGCACAGUCAAGGGAAAACCACUUUAGUAUGGCUGUAUGAGAUGCUAACAUUUAAAUCCAUAACCCCGAAAAACUGUAACACUCUCUAGAUGAAACCCAAGGUUGUAAGCAUGGGAACUCUAUUCUUUUGUUUACCUUGUGUAAAAUGAUAACAUUUAGUUAAGUUUCAGUUUUAAAGCAUUUCUGCCUAUGUUUAAAUCUGUUUAGUUCUAUGUAAUUAAUGAUCUCAGCAACGAGGUAUAUUUCUAUACAUGUGAAAUGGUGUGGUUGUCAUUUCUGUUCACUCUUUCCUGCUAAAUUCCUUUAAUGAGUCUUUUUGCCAUGGAUUAUCAAAAUAAUCAUAAAAAUUUUUUUAUUUUACAGUAACACUUCUUAGCUCCUAGUGCACUGUAACAAAAGACAUUAUUAUUUCUAAACAUUUGUAUCAUACCUUUGGGAUUUAAGUUAAAUAUUUUUUUCUCUAAAAAAAAAUGUUCAAGAAAGUCCUUAAGAAAAACAUUUCAAGAAUUUCUAGUUGCAACCAUGUAAUUCCCUUUGAUUUUAAUGGAAGGCAUAGUAUCAAGUGUGUAUUUGUGACUAAAAUACUAAAUAUUAGAAUUGUAAUUGGAAAAAAAGAUGUUAGAAUGUUUUCUAAUGCUGCAAUGAUACAUUUCAAAAUACUAAAACAUUGAAAAGUGCAUUUUGAAAGAAAAGCUUUUUUAAUCACUUAAAAGAUUUCAACCAUAUAAGACUAAGGAAAAAAAUCUCAUUCAUUGUACCUUUGUUUAUUUAAGUGGUAAAUAUCCUGGAAUGUUUCAAACAUAAUGAAACAGCUUACCAAAAUAUACUAUACUGUUCCCUUUGUCUUUACUCAUACUAUGUAGCAUGGAAUCACAAAGGUGACUUUGAAAUAACUGUACAGAAAUAUUUAUUUUUUAGCAAAUGUUUUCUUCAAAGAUUAUGUGAUAUUGACAGCAUAAACCAUUUGCACAAAUAGUUUUGCAAUAACCCUCUGAAAAUAACUGUAAAUAGAAAAAUUGUAAAUUGCACUGUAAAAAUUAUUGCAAUUUUUGGUAGCUAAAAAAAGCACACAGGGAGUUAAACUGUAAAAGUUAUAUUGAUAAUAUAAUGUAUAUAGAGAAUUCAAGAAUGAGGGAAAUAAUUUCUGGACUAUUUGUAUAAGAAAAGCGAAUCAUUUCAAACUCAUAAAUGAAUAUUGUUUAGACGCAUCGAAGGUGGUUGUCUGUCUUUAGAUAGUUAAGAUAGAAACUUUUUGAGGGGCUAAUUGUAUUUCCAACAUUUUUUAUUAGGUACAGCACCAGACAGAGGCAUGAUGGUGCUGAUUUAUUUUUUUAAAAAUCACUUAAUUAUAAGAACAGUGCUGCAUUUUACUGGAUCCUAUUAGGACACUGAUUACUGGGACUGUGUUGGAUGCAUGGUAAAAACUUUUACUUUUAAAAUUAAGGUAAUGUCUUUUUUAAAGUGUCUUUCUUAUAACCCAAAAGGGACACACUACAAUAGUAAUUUCCUUCAUAAAAUCAUUUGUCCUUUAUGCAAGAUUUCCAAUCUUUAAACAUACAACUUAAUUUUAAACUGAAAAUUUUAUAUAACACUGUGUAUUCGUUUCUCUUUUCCUUAGUUUGGAAAAUGAAAAAUACCUUUUUUUCAUUCACCUAAAUUUCUAUGCAUUUUUAGUCCCUUCAUUAAGGGAAAAAAAGUUGUAUUUGCAAGAAUUAUUUUCUAAUAUAUAACAUAAAAUCUAAUAGUGAAAUAGUUGCCCCCUCUAUUGAAAAUAAAAUACAAAGUAAAGCUAAGGAAUGUUUUCACUUGGCUUGAUAUCUCUAACUUUCAUUAACAAGAAACUUAAAACUGGCACAAGGAAAACACUCAUGCUUUAAAUAAAUUUUGAAACAAAAGCAAAUAUAGUAAAGUAGCAUGCACUGAGCAAAUGUCAUCAAUGAGAACUCUGUCCAAUUAGUAGGUUCUAGAAUGCAUAGGAGCAGUGCACCAAAUUUUAAAACUUCUGUCUUUUGUUAUUGGAUUACAAUUUUAGAAUCCCAGAUAUGGGAAAAAUUUAGACCAACAUUUAAAGGAGAAUGCCAGCUUAGAGUCAAUCAAUCAAAAUUAGCCCAUAUGGGGGCAGCUAGGUGGCACAGUGGUUAGAGUACUAGCUCUGGAUUCAGGAGGACCUGAGUUCAAAUCCAGUCUCAGACACCUGACAUUUACUAGCUGUGUGACCCUGGGUAAGUCACUUAACCCUCAUUGCCCUGCAAAAAAAAAUUUUAAAAUUAGCCCAUAUAUCAAAGAAAAAUGGAUUUCUAGUUUUGGGGCAUGUUUACUUGCACUGUUUAGUUACUCCUUUGAAAUUACAAUAACUGUAGCAAUGUAUAUUUUUAUAGUUAAGUAGUACUAUCUAAUUAAACUUCAUUUGCUUGUAAAGGCACAUGGCUAGCUGUAUUUGUAUUCACACAUUAUAGAGCAGACUUUAGAAAUCCUGGAAUUGUUGGAGGGUAGCAUCAGGUCAUUCUGUUUGGCACAAAUCUCAAAAAUAUGGCCACUGAAAGGUAACUUCACUACUCAAAAGGUUCCCAAGUUGCCUGUGUUUAAUCGCAUAUCUUAGUGUAAUGUGGGAACCAUAAAGAAAUUUCUCUUGCUACCCAAGUAAAUUACAUGGCAAAUUCACUACCAUACCCUGCCCAACUCACUCCCUACUAUAGAUAUGCUAAUGAAUUUCAUUAUUCCCAAAAUACAAUCAAAAGCCAAGUUGUUUUUACCAGACUAUGUGAACAGAAGUCACAUUCAGCUAUGAGUCUUUUCAUUAUGAAAUGAAAUGAAAUGAAAGGCAUUCCCCUAUGUCUCCAGGGAAAACAAAUAAAUGGGCAAAGGUUAGCAUAACUGAUGGUUUAGAAGUACAGAGCGACAUAUAAACACAGAAAGGGAGGAUGUGAGAUUUUGGAGGAAGCUUCCAAAGCUGUUGCAGAUCACUACAGCAUUAUUGAAUGCAGUGAAAAAUAGUUCAGUAGCUCAAUGUGGCAAUAUGAGCCUACAGCUUUAGGACCAUGAAAAAGCAUCUAUACAUUAUCUAAAGAAUAUUAGUCUAGGGGCGGCUAGGUGGCGCAGUGGAUAAAGCACCGGCCCUGGAUUCAGGAGUGCCUGAGUUCAAAUCCAGCCUCAGACACUUGACACUUACUAGCUGUGUGACCCUGGGCAAGUCACUUAACCCCCAUUGCCCCACCAAAAAAAAAAAAAAAAAGAAUAUUAGUCUAAAGCUCUAACUAAAGGGCAGAAUAGUCCAAAACACUUCAAUACUGUAAGAUAGGUUAUCCUUUGUUGGUCUAACUCUAUACACACACUCAAUGAAACCUUUAUUUAAAGGAGCCAAAAUAGAUUGGAUAACAUUCCCUAUAUUAUGCUCUAGUCAAAAAAAAAUCCACCACACUUUUUGAUAUUUCUUUCAAGGGAAGUCAAUAAACCACUUGUGCUGCAUUUUCAAAUGACUGGAUAGAUUUUAUUUUAAAUUACCAUCCUUGUGAGUU
Dromiciops gliroides (monito del monte) is the source of this 12853-nucleotide messenger RNA. It is a transcript of the gene KCNH7, whose product is annotated as potassium voltage-gated channel subfamily H member 7. Gene Ontology annotation, cellular component: membrane. Gene Ontology annotation, molecular function: inward rectifier potassium channel activity. The transcript is spliced from 17 exons. Lineage: Eukaryota; Metazoa; Chordata; Mammalia; Microbiotheria; Microbiotheriidae. Gene Ontology annotation, biological process: membrane repolarization during action potential; potassium ion transmembrane transport. The record is from RefSeq and is a predicted model, not a curated record. The coding region runs from base 213 to 3836 and encodes 1207 amino acids.